This is a messenger RNA of Phalaenopsis equestris, 1947 nucleotides long. RefSeq lists its product as uncharacterized. The transcript is spliced from 3 exons. Bases 379 to 1812 code for a protein of 477 amino acids. The record is from RefSeq and is a predicted model, not a curated record. Lineage: Eukaryota; Viridiplantae; Streptophyta; Magnoliopsida; Asparagales; Orchidaceae. Gene Ontology annotation, molecular function: acetylglucosaminyltransferase activity.
AAAAAGUGAAAUGAUGUAUACAUUUGCAGAAGGACCCAAACAAUCUGUUUGAACUCGACCCCCACCAAUGAACUUGUUCAAACUUGCUUGGAUGAGUGGGAAAACAACAAGACAAUUAGGAUGACCAAAACAAAUAGAAAUGAAGGCAAAUCACCAAGUGGCACAUGAUUUAGCCCAUUUUACAAAUUUUAUUUUUAGACUAAUCCUUUUCUAAUUCUAAUUGUUAAAGAACUUUUGACUAAUAAUCUCAUCAAAGAAGCGACACAUUCAUCCAAGUCAAGAGUCAACCCAGCAAUCCACAAACCCCCGAAAUCACCUCUCCCGCUUCAAACCGCUCCAAAUUCCCGAACGGCGCAAACUCCUCCGCCCGAAUCCAACAUGAUCACGAUCUGCAAACCUUCCUCCUUCCCGCCGGAGUUCGCCGGAAAAACACUCCGGCUAGCCUCCAAACCAUCCCUCUACACCCUCCUCCUCCUAUCCACCGUCUUCUUCCUCUACACCCUCCUCCCAAACAAAACCAGUCCCUUAUCAAGACCGCUCAUCACCGCCGUCAAUCCUCCUCCUCCUCCUCCUCCACCUCCUCCCACAAACCUCUCCCACAUCAUCUUCGCAAUCGGCGGCUCCGCUAACACUUGGAGCCGGCGGCGCGAGUACUGCGACCUCUGGUGGAACCCAGACAAGAUGCGCGGCCACGUCUGGCUCGACGCGGCGCCCACGCAAUGGCCAGACACGUGUCCCCCGUGGCGGCUAUCAACUGCGGCGGAGAAACCGGCUGCGCGGAUUGCGAGAAUUGCCGCGGACGAAUACCGAAUGGGGACGGACGGCGUGCGGUGGUUUGUGAUGGGAGACGACGAUACCCUAUUUUUCCCCGAGAAUGUCGCGGCGGUUCUCGGGAAGUACGAUCACGAGCAGAUGUAUUACGUGGGGGCCGCUUCAGAGAGCGUGGAACAGAACGAAAUGCAUUCUUAUGGCAUGGGGUUUGGGGGCGGCGGGUUCGCCGUCAGUUAUCCUGCGGCGGCGGCCCUCGCCGGAGCAAUCGAUGGGUGUCUUCGGAGGUACGAGAGUUUGUACGGCAGCGAUCAGCGCGUGCACGCUUGUUUCGUUGAGAUUGGUGUUCCGCUCACGAGGGAGCCGGGGUUUCAUCAGAUAGACCUAAGAGGAGACAUCUACGGGAUGCUGGCGGCACACCCGAUCGCACCGCUGCUGUCUCUCCACCACCUCAGCUCGGUUCCGCCGAUCUCCCCUCGCUUCCGCUCCCGACUCCAUGCCCUCCGAUCGCUCAUCAACGCCACACGUGCCGACGAAUCCCGCGCGCUUCAGCAAUCUUUCUGCUACCUUCAGGAGCCCCAAAUCAAGUGGUCGGUGUCCGUCUCUUGGGGAUACACGGCUCAGAUCUAUCCAUGGCUUCUAUCUCCCAGGGAAAUGGAGAUUCCCAUACGAACCUUUGGGAGUUGGAAGAUGUUGGAGAGAAGGCGGUUUACGUUUAAUACGAGGGAGUUAGCGCCUGCGAGCCGGCCGUGCGAGCGGCCGGUGAGGUAUUUUUUGGAGAAGGUGGAGGAGGGGAGGGAGGGUACGGUGACGGAGUAUGGGAGGUAUGGUUGGGGGGAUGAAGGAAGGGAGAGGUGUGAGAGGUUGGGGUUUGGGGUUAAGGGCAUGGUGGACAAGGUGAGGGUUACGGCUCGCAGAAUGGAUCCUAUGGCAUGGAGAAAGGCACCAAGGAGACAAUGUUGUGAGGCAAAGAGGGAGAAGCAUAAGGUCAUUGAAGUUCAUAUUAGAGAUUGCCGUCCAUACGAAAUUACUUCGCCGAUAUAAUUAUUUUAUUUUUUUUUAUAAGGUGGUAUUUGAUAAUACCGCUCCCCAUAUAUGUUAUCCAUCCCCGUAGGGAUUGAACCAGAAUCAGAAAGGUCUUACGACUGACAACGCAGCUGUCAACCAACUUUCCACUCA